Messenger RNA from Glycine soja, 1731 nucleotides. Its product is annotated as probable glycosyltransferase At5g03795. The record is from RefSeq and is a predicted model, not a curated record. Bases 221 to 1450 code for a protein of 409 amino acids. The transcript has 6 exons. NCBI's taxonomy places the organism in Eukaryota, Viridiplantae, Streptophyta, Magnoliopsida, Fabales, Fabaceae. Gene Ontology annotation, molecular function: glycosyltransferase activity.
GAAAUGUAACCUCAAAAAACAAAAAAUUAAAGUAGGCAGAGGCAGCGCAGCAUUAGCAUAACAAAAUUGAAGUAAGCCUCACAUCACAGAUUUCCCAGUAAACAACGAACCCAUCAUCUCAAUCUGCUUCUUCACUCUAAUCGAAUCGAACCACCCUUCAAAUCGCAGAUCAAAAUCGAAGCUUAUACAUAUACAUACACCACGCGUGAAUCCAACGGUGAUGAUGACCGGGAAGCAAGGUUUCUUCUCUCUGCGAGGCUCACUCCUCUUCCUCGCAGUCCUCACACUUUUAUCUUUCACCUACCUUUCCCUCAAAUACUCCACCCCAACACCCCAGGUUACCAACCUCUCGGUCGAGAAACUCAACGACGCGCCGGGAACCGAGAAGGAAGAGGAGGGAGGAGGAGAAGAAGAAGAGGUUCCGGACACGUUCCACUCGCCGCGCGUAUUCAAGCUGAACUAUGAGGAAAUGGAGAAGAAGUUCAAGGUUUAUAUAUACCCAGAUGGGGAUCCCAACACGUUCUACCAGACGCCGAGGAAGCUCACCGGAAAGUAUGCCAGUGAAGGCUAUUUCUUCCAGAAUAUCAGAGACAGUCGCUUCCGCACCGAAAAUCCCGAUGAGGCACACCUCUUCUUCAUUCCCAUCUCGUGUCACAAGAUGCGUGGCAAGGGCACGAGUUAUGAGAAUAUGACAAUAAUUGUGCAAAAUUAUGUGGAGAGCUUGAUAUCCAAAUAUCCUUAUUGGAAUAGAACCUUGGGUGCUGAUCACUUCUUUGUCACUUGUCAUGAUGUUGGUGUGAGGGCAACAGAAGGACUUGAGUUUCUUGUGAAGAAUUCCAUUCGAGCGGUGUGCUCCCCCAGCUAUGAUGUUGGAUUCAUUCCACAUAAAGAUGUCGCUCUCCCUCAAGUGCUACAGCCAUUUGCUCUUCCUGCUGGUGGGAAUGAUAUAGAAAACAGGACUACUCUUGGAUUCUGGGCUGGUCAUCGGAACUCUAAAAUCAGAGUUAUUCUUGCACGUGUGUGGGAAAAUGACACAGAACUUGAUAUUUCAAACAAUAGAAUUAGUAGGGCUACUGGGCAUCUAGUGUACCAGAAAAGAUUUUACAGGAGUAAGUUUUGUAUAUGUCCUGGUGGAUCACAGGUUAAUAGUGCUCGGAUAGCAGACUCUAUCCAUUAUGGGUGUAUUCCUGUGAUAUUGUCAAAUUACUAUGACCUUCCUUUCAAUGAUAUUCUUGACUGGAACAAAUUUGCCGUUGUACUCAAGGAGAGUGAUGUUUACCAGCUUAAACAAAUCCUCAAAAAUAUAUCAGAUGCUGAGUUUGUUACACUUCAUAAUAAUUUGGUAAAGGUUCAGAAACACUUCCAAUGGAAUUCGCCCUCAAUCAGAUUUGAUGCUUUCCAUUUGGUUAUGUAUGACCUCUGGUUACGCCAUCACACGAUCAAAUACUGAUAUUUAGACUCACUCUAUGAGACCCUUAUUUUGUAUACAACUUACAGUUUUAGCAACUGAGAGCACUGUAAAUAUAGCCAAUUACAGCUUUUUUAUACAGCAGCUGGUUUUUCUAUAUUCUUGCACCCUGAACGUUUCUGUUAAUUUGUUUGUUAUUUGUUUGUGGUAAGGUUCUUUGUUAGGUUGAAACUACUACAUGACCAAGCUAUUGAAUUAAGGCAGGUGCAAUUGUUAGAAUUGUUCAAAAUCCAAACUAGAACGUGGGUUGGUUCGGCUUUCAA